Messenger RNA from Trichomonas vaginalis G3, 2379 nucleotides. RefSeq names its product PAS domain domain-containing protein. The record is from RefSeq and is a predicted model, not a curated record. The coding region runs from base 1 to 2379 and encodes 792 amino acids. The transcript has a single exon. NCBI's taxonomy places the organism in Eukaryota, Parabasalia, Trichomonadida, Trichomonadidae.
AUGGACUGUGGGGAAGAGUAUAUCCUCUUCCCCACGCCUCUUGACAAGAGAACCGAGGAGAAUGGUAAAGGUCCUCCGGAAGAUCUUGCGAUAAACAAAAUCAGUAUGAAUUUCGAAGCAAAGAAAAAAUCCGCCAAGAUUAAUUCGUUUAUGGUAAACUCGAAAUACACAGCAAGGAAGACUAUAUUCGUUCUCGUAUUUGGCAUACUCGUAAUAACUAUUAUGAACUUUGCAAUAAACAACUUCGGUCGGGUAUCAAAGGAUAUUAUUGACAGCAGAACUAUAGAAUUUCUGGGUACAAUGGGUGCGCAAGCGUCUAUACAUGUUACAUUUAUGCUGAAGAAAGCAGUAUUCUUUUCUAAUUUACUUUCACAGAUAUUAAGUGCGCCUUCCAUCCUCGAAAUGACGAAAGAUAAUGCAGGAAAUGUCGUCAAAAUGCUGGAUUCGGCUCGUGCUUCAAGUGAUGAUAAUAUAUUCUGGUGGGAUCUGGCUCUAGAAGAUGGAAAUUACUUUUCUCUCUCAUCUGAUCAGCGAGAAAACAUGAAAACAGUUAGCUAUGGCGAAAUGAGUACCAAAACUUCUGAUAGUUUUAACUAUGUUUGGCUGAUAAAUAUGACCUCAGAAAUACCUCCGCGUGGCUACCCAGAUUCCAACUAUAGUAGUGUCGAGAAUGAUUGGACAACAUUCAACCAACCGUGGUAUCAAUACGUCAAACAAAAUAAUAAGAGUUCAUGGAUCUCUCCGUAUAUUGAUUUUUGGGGCGAUAUUCCGUUGAUUCUAAUAUCAUACGCGGUUCCUAUCUACGAUGGUCCCAAUUUCACAGGAACCACAAGUCAUACGAUAACUUUACAAAAACUCAAAUCGGAGCUGGUCAAUUUAUCGCCAUCAGCGAAUUCAAGGCUUGCAUUGUUAGACCAAAGUGAUAACCUAGUUGUUUCUACUUCUGCCGACUUAGGAUUGGGAAUUUCAAAUAAUACUCUCUUUGCCAACGGUUUAAGCUCAAUAAAUGAUCCUGUGUGGCGAUGUGUAUACAACUACAACAUUUCUACUCAAUCACAUGAAGGAGAAUACUUAUGUAACGUAAAUGGAAGGAAACUGACAUACAGAAUGAACAAAAUCAACCUCCUUAUGAACAAAGAGAUACAGUGGUCAAUCAUUGGAGCCAUUUGUCAAAAUGACUUCACCGAUGAAAUGAAUAAUUCUGUGAGAAGAUUUACGGUUUCAUUCAAUAUUCUGAUAGAAUUUGUGUUUGUUAUUAUUGGUGUGUUCCUUAUGGUGAGAAAUACCGCUGUUAUUCACUUCCAAAACAGUAAUUUACAAACAGAAAAUCCGAAAAGCGACAUUUUAGACGAUUUAGAGGAAAUCAUUAGUAAUAUCACAGACCCUAAUAUCAAUAAUGAGAUUAUCAAUAUCUAUCAAGACCUUAUUUCAACAGAUAACACAUUAAAAUACGAUUAUCACAGAAUGUUGGCGAAUAUCAAAGAUACGUAUGUUCGAUAUGAAGUAAUAGAGAAAUUUACGCCUGAAUUCAUUACAGAUGUCCCGAUUUUGAGCUUUAGAAGACGAGAUGCAGCAGAAAAACUGAUUUUUCCUGGCAGAUUCCUUGUAGACUACGUAGUUCCAAGACAGCAUGUUAAAGAAAACAUGCAUGGAACAAUUAUCCAAAUGUUUGUCACAAUUAACAACGAUGCGUUAUUUGAUUCGCAAAAAUUGCAACAAGUGCUUAGUAAUGUCAUGGAGCAACUUCCAAGCAGCUCAAUUGUACUAAUGGCUGAUAGUUUUAACCUUCUUCUUUUUCUAAUAACGAAUGGAAUUCCUCCGAUUCUUAAUAACCACGAUAAGGUCUUUUGCAUGAUGUUUCUGACUUUUGUCUUCCAUGUUUCAAUGGCGCGCAAGAAAAAAUUCGGGAAUAUUGAAGAAAAAUAUUCUCUUUUUGAAUGUGAAGAAGUUUACAGCUUUGUUGAGAUGCUCCUUGACAAUUUCAAUGCUAUUAAGCUUGACAGUGUUGGUUACGACUUCAAACGGUGGAAAAAAAUUACAAAUCAAAUUAUUUCUUUUUUACCAGCAUUAUUCCUUGAAGAACAGCUUACCCUUCCCAAGAAAUUCUUAUUUAAUAUCAAAAAUCGAUCUGGAACUCUUACAGUCAACGAAGAAAACCUUUUUUGCUCAAUUUUAAUUAUAAUUUCACAGUAUUCGUAUUUUUUAAUCGACAAUGAAACGUCGAAUAAUUUAAUCAGCCUUAUAAGAAACCCAUUUCUCUUUCCGAUUGAAGAUCAUAUGACACACGAACGGUUAAUCGUUAAAUCAAUCCUUAAACCUUGUUUCGAAGCAAUUCAUACUGUAAUACUUCCGUCUGUGACGGAGCCUAUAUUACCUUAA